CGAAAGCGGUCGGCAUAAACAAACGAAAAUAAUUUGAAAGAAAAAUAUAAUAAUGCAGGCAUCUAGCAUUUUAUAUGGAGGAGAUGAAAUUGGAGCUUUAGUAUUCGAUCCAGGACAUCAGUCUCUUCGUUUAGGUUUUGCUCAGGAAGAUUCACCGAAAUCCGAAAUACCGGCUGUGGUUGGUGUUGGACCUAAUAACUCCACAAAUGGAAUUAACGAACCAGAAGUGAAACCAGAUAACAAUGUUACUCCAUCUCACAAGUAUUACAUCGACACGACAUUCCUCAAUGUUCCUCGAUCAAACAUGGAAAUUCAAAGUUAUAUGAAAGACGGAAUGGUAGAUAAUUGGGAUCUCUUCGAGAAGGUUCUUGAUUAUGCAUACAAGAGAGUUAUAAUGUCAGAGUCUGAUUUACAUCCAGUUCUCUUCUCCGAAGCAUCUUGGAACACCCGACACAACCGUGAAAAGCUCACAGAGUUGAUGUUUGAAAAGUACAACGUCCCAGCAUUCUUUCUCGUCAAGAACGCUGUUCUUGCUGCAUUUGCAAAUGGUCGUGCAACUGCUUUAGUUGUCGACAGCGGAGCUAAACACACAUCAGUAGUUCCUGUCCAUGAAGGCUACGUUUUAACACAAGCUGUUGUGAAAUCACCUUUAGGCGGUGAUUAUCUCUCAAUGCAGUGUCGUCAACAUCUUGACAACCAAGGAAUUGAUUUGACUUUGGGUUACGCGAUAUCAGCUAAGGAUGUGGUGAAGGAACGAGAUCAACCUCGUUACACUAAACGAACGUUACCUGACAAUUUGACUAACUCAUGGCAACAAUACAUGCUUCGACAGCAAUUACAAGACUAUCAAGCAGCAGUCGUUCAAGUCUUAGAGUCGCCAUAUGAUGAACGAAUGGCGUCACAAAUUCCGGCCGUUCAUUACGAAUUUCCAACUGGAUAUCAUCAAGAUUUCGGUUCUGAACGUUUUAAACUUGCUGAAAGUUUAUUUGACCAUGCCAUGCUUGGUGCUGGUCAAUUGGCUUCAACAAGUGUAUCGAAUUGUGAUGCUGACGUUCGUCUGGCACUUUAUGGAUCAGUUGUUGUUACGGGUGGAAAUACUUUGCUUCCUGGUUUUGCUGAGCGACUCAAUCGUGACUUGUCACAUCGCGCUCCUUCAAAUACAAGAAUUAAAAUGAUUGUCGCCAAUGGAACAGUAGAAAGAAGAUUUGGAGCAUGGAUUGGCGGAUCAAUUCUAGCGAGUAUCGGGACGUUCCAACAAAUGUGGAUUUCAGCGCAGGAAUACGAAGAAGGCGGAAAGUCUCAAGUCGAAAGAAAGUAAAUUGUUCAAUUAUCGAACAUGGCACAUCAAAUUCAAAAUGUGUUAAAGUCUUCUUUAAGACUCACAAGCACUCGAAGCUUAUCAUCAGGAAUUUGUUCGAAUACUGGUGGAAUUGAUAAUUCGAAUCAGUCAAACAAGUUGCAUUUGGCAGUGCAACGUGACUAUCCACAGGCAGAACAGCUGCCAUUGCCCUCAAAUAUCGACAUCAAUGAGACUGCACGUUUCUCUCCUUUGCGAAAUCGCGACAUAACAUCCGAAUCUAUUAGCAUCCACAAUCAUGGGUUCAAUGGCAUCGAUGUCACUUUAGAUCAUGCACAAAAUAAAGCGGGAAAUGAAAUGAACACUCCCAGAUUUAGCAACCCUCAUUUGGAAAGUUAUGAUCGCAGUUCGGCUGUCAAUUUAAGUGCCGUUAUGCAAUCAACAGUUCCAGAACCAUUCGGAGGCAAUCACAAGUUUUCAUAUUUAAAUAUGCCAGGCGGAAGUUGGGGACAACAAACGAAAUAUCUUUCACACGAACUCAACUCGGCUCACUACACUGAACUUCGUCAAGAAAUGCGAAAUGAUUGGUCAAAUUAUAAAGGUAUCAAUAUGAAUGGAUUGAAUCGCUAUUUACUUAAACCAAAUUGCUUGAAUGAACAUCAUUUUUUAUUAAUUAACAAACGAUUCAUAUCAUUGAGUUGUAAUCGGUUUAAUGAACAAAUUCAGAAACCAACAGGUGAGUCUGAAGAAAAAACUUCUGAGAUAAAAGAAAGCGCGCAGUCAAAACUUAAAAAAGCGGUCAAGGAAUAUGGAUCAACGGUGAUUGUCUUCCACGUUGGAAUUUCCUUGAUAUCACUGGGAAUGUUUUAUGUGCUUGUCUCAAGUGGACUAGACGUCAUGGCUCUUUUAGAGAAGAUUAAUCUUGCUGAUAAAUUACCGAAAAUUGCUGAAAAUGCAUCAACUUUUGUCAUCGCAUAUGCAAUACAUAAAAUAUUCGCACCUUUUUUAGUGCUAUGCGGUUCUAAAAUUCAAUCAAAAGAUACAACAUUCUUAACAGCAAUGAAUAAUCUGAUGGAUUCUGAUAUUCAGCGCUUUGUUGCCUGUCUAGUAUUAGGAUAUUUGGAAAACCAACAACUCCAAAAGGCAUAUGGUUCCUUCUGUGAUACAAGCAGACAUCUUGUGAAAGAAAGGAAUGGAUUAAAGUGCGGAAACAAGCCGCUAGAUACAUCAAUUGGACUCGUGAAUAUAGUUAGAGAUUAUUUCUUAUUCAAAUCACAAAUUAAUGAUUUUUUGCGAAUAUGUCCUCAAUCGCCUAUCAAAAUCCAACUCAUUGAGACAGAUAGCUUACUGAACCGCUUGAAAAUCAUCUUAAAUAAAUUCAGAGAAAGUUUACAAAAAUUAUAUCCAAGCAGUAACAAGAAACGCAAACGAAAUUCAAUUGAAGAUGAGUUUGAUAUUUCACAAACCAAUACUAGUACUCCUGAAUCCAUCAAUCCUGCGUUAAAACGUAGACGAAAAUCAAUAACGACGCCGUUUUUAACGUUGAAUAAUAGCAAAGUGGAUGAUAACGAAAAUGUUGAUGUUGGAUCAUCGCAAAGCUUAGGAAUGAAUGGCGAAAGUAACAGUUCAUCAUCAACAUCGGAAAAAGAGGAUGAAAAUGAAGUGGAAAGUCCAAAAAUAAAUAAAUCUAGUCUCACGCCUGAUGUACUUAAAAAACAAAUCUCCGAUUCGCUACUCAAACGACCAGAUUUGGCUGAUAAAAUCGCUGACUUGAUUAACAGCACAAUGAAUGCGAAGGAAACCGAGCCAACGACGUCAAAGAAUUGCCAAGAAAACAACGGAAAUGUUUUUACCGAUGAAGAUUUGGAAAGAAUUUUGUCUGAGACACAAAACGAUCCGUCAUUUGAAGAGAUUAUCAAUGACAUCGUUUUCACUUAUGAGAAUCAAACCAAUGUGCAGCCACCAGCGUCUGUUGAACCUUCCACAUCAUCACUUGUUGAGAAUUCUCUUCUUGAUGAUGUUGAAGAAGUUCCAUUGAAGAGAAGACUUCGACCAAGAUCUGAACGUUCGGCUGUAAAGACACAAAGUGCAAGGAAGAAGAAAAUUAACAUCAUUUCGAAUGAACCAUACAAUGGAAUUGUUCCAGCAGUUGCAAAUUUGUCUCCCGUGUCACUAUCUGAAGAGCAGUCAACGGAACUACCACAAAUGCUAAUACAAAUGCCACUCUUUGUUCAAAAUGGGAAUGAAAUGAUUCCCGUGAUGCAAAACAUUCCAUCGUCAGUCGUUGAAUCAUCUUCGGGAAUUAUUGAACUUUCACUAGAAACAUUCACAACAGCUCAAGCAGUUAUAAACAAUGAGACUGAAUAUACGACUGCUACAGCCACAAUGAAUAUUGAAAAAGUUGUAAACAUUGAGAAUCAACAGGAAAGUACGCCAAAAUUCACGAACUUUACUAAUUUUCCAAGUUUGCAUGCAUCUAAAUGCAACUCAACGCCACGUAGAAAAGCUUCACAUAUAAGAAUACUCAAUUUCAAUGAGACUCCUGGAAAUAGAAGACUUUCAUCUAUCAAAGAAUUUCAAACGCCAUCAGAUGCUGGAAUUGUUCGAACCACGCCAGGAUCAGCUCCACAAUUUCUUCAUUCAUUGGGAAAAGCAAAUAAUGAUGAUGGCAAUGAGAAGAAAGAAGUUUUAAUUGAUGAGAAUUCAAAUUCAAAUUCGAAUUCAAUCUCAAACACACCAAAAGUUAUUAAAAAUCUUCGUGGAAGGAAAAUUUCUGUUGCAAAGAAGGAAGAAAAAGAAACAAAAACUUCUCCAAGCUUCUUAGAAAAUCUCACUUACAAUGAUACAAAAAAGAUGAGAAAUCUUCCGAUCGAUCAACAGAUGCGUUUGCUAAAUCAAAUCAAGGAAGAUAUUGUGAUGAAGGAAAUGAAACGUCAAAGUCCUAAAAAGAAGAAAACAAAUCGAAAGAAAGAAGUUUCAAAUGCGAAAGAGAAGAUAAAAGGGAAAACUAAAACACCGAAGAAAGUGGCGAAGGUUGAAAAAUCUCCGUCGACAGAUUCCGAUGAGAAUAGACCGCUCAGCAAAAUGAAGUUCAAGAUUGCAUCGCCUCGUAAAAUGACGCCAAAGAAGUCUGUAAAGAAGAAAGAAAAAAAAAUUGUUGAAGAGCCACCAGUGGAGUUAAACAGAAGUGACACGGUUCAAGAAGUCGCAACAAUUCUCAUUGAUUUAUCAGCAACAACUUCAUCACAUCUGACAGAAAAUGUCGUGCAAGUUGCUGCUGAAACUAACAAGAAAUUGGAAGACGAGAAUCAAAACUUGCAAGAUCUUAUCACGCCCAUCAAGGAUUCUUUAGAAACUCCUUUUAAAAUUGACGCUUUAACUCCACUGCCAAACACGCCGCGCUUUGCAAUUCCACUCACAACUUCUUCAUUACAUGAAACUCCAAUCACAAAAGUUAUCGUCAAUUCUCUGUCAACAAUCACAACAACUUCAUUGGCGAAAGCUUGCGACAUUCUCACGCCAAGUUUUCCGAUCACACCUGGAUCGAAGUUCACUCCACCUAAAGAUGUUGUCGAUGGAAGUCCAUCAGCUUCGAGUGUUUACAGCACAAGACGAACUGAUUAUUCAUCUUGCAGUUCUUACUACAAACCUGACGAGACUGAAGAAGUUGAUUUGAAUUCUUUUCCAAGUCGAAGACAUAGCGAGUCUGAUGGUAAUUGUUGUGUGAAUGAAAGGCGAAUAAAAGUAGUUGGAAGUGCAAGAAAGGUUGAAUGUCCUGGUGCAAUGGAACGUGUCAAGUCGUUUACAGAAGAUUCAAAGGAACUUCCAACUCCACAUUACACGAUGAUGGAUGAAGGAGUUUUAUCAGAAUCUGUGAUGACAACAGCAACAGACGACUCAUCAAAUUCAAGUUCAUCGUUUACAUGUUCGACAUGUUCAACUGACGACUCAUCCGAUGACAAUAUCGUUGAGAAAUUGGAUAAAGCUGAGAAGAAUGUUGAAGAAAAGGAUUCUGAAUGGCAAUGUGAUGAUUUAGAGAAGCAAACUGCAAGUUGCAGCAGUUCGAUUGUUGAUGAACGAACAGGUGAAGUUCGAUUCCCAUUACGCAAUUGGAUGACACCAAAGAAAAUUGACGAAUUGCCAUCAAAUCAUCAAGAAAUAAAAAAGAAAGCGGAAGAGGAAAAAGAAACAAAUAAAAUCAAAUUGAUGUUGAAUGAGAAGUCGAAGGUGAGUGUGAUGAGUGUUGAGGAACAACACAAACUUCGAUUGAAAGAGAAUGAAGCUGUUAAGCAACGAACACUUCAGAAGAUUAGAAAGGAAUCGGCAGCAAUAAAUGCGAGAAGUUUUCCAAAGAUGAAGAAAUCAAAUGUGAAGAGUUUCAAACUUCCAGCUGAAAGUGUUCCAAGAAGCGUCGUCGGUAUGAGUCGCAAAGAUCACAUUCUCCAACAGAACCUCACUGAACGUCCCAGACCGACACCCUUGAAGUUGAUUUCAUCCUCAUCACGUCGAAAGAAUGCAACGCCAAGAAAGACGAUCGUCAUUGAUGAACUUCCACGACAACCGUCACCGAUAAAGAAGAAAAAGUCAACAACGAAAGCUGAGAAACCAUCACCAGUUAAGAUAGAAAGUCAAUUAUUACUGGAAAAUGCGACUGACAAUGCGAUGAUGCCUGAAGAUGCUUUGGGACUUAAUUUGUCAUCGUCAUUCAACAGCAGCUUUGAAGACGAAAGUAUUUGCACGGUUGUGAAGAAACCGUCAGAAGAAUCAACGACGAUUAUCGAAGAAGGUUCAAACACAUUUCAAAGAUCGUUAAUUGCUCAAGGAUUUGAGAAGAUUGAAGCGAAGGAACUUCAAACGGAACUUGUUGAUAAAUUAGAAAAGAUUCCAGAACCACCAGCACUUGAAGUUGAAGCUGCUGCAUCUGAAAGUGAUGACGAUGAUGAUGAUGAAAGUGAAAGUGAAGAAGAACUUGAACUCUGCACUGCUGAAGCUAAUGAACGAAAUGUUUUUCAUCACGAGGAGAGUGACAAUUGUCAUCUUCACAUUCCAUCACUUUUACCAAUGAAAAUCUCCACAAUGAUUUUAAAGUUUGAGGAGCAAACUGUGACUUUGAGUGAUUCCGGUGAAUUUGAUUUGUUCACUAUGGAACCGAAUCCUGUCGUUAACUUAAUAAAAUCAAAACAUAAGAAAAGUCCCACGAAGAAAUUAAAUGGAAAUCAAAAUCAUCAAUCAAAGAAAACAAAAUCACCAACCAAAGAAUCGCCGAGUAAGAGUGAAAAAUCAAAGAAAUCACAAACCAAGAAAGAUCAAACGAAAACUUCUGUGGAAAAACCUCGUGUGAAAAUCAACAUAAAACCAAAAGACGAUAAAAGUCCAGCAGUUCAUAUUAAUUCAACUGACAUCAGAGCAAUUCUUGAUAAAGUACACGGGAAAUAAUUUUUCUAUACGACAUUGAAAUUUAAAUUUUCUCAAUUUCCCCACCUGUAAGAAUUUUGUAAAAUAAAAUUAUAGUCGACUAAAUGAUUUUUACAAAGAAUCAUAAACAAA
Clunio marinus is the source of this 6844-nucleotide messenger RNA. NCBI's taxonomy places the organism in Eukaryota, Metazoa, Arthropoda, Insecta, Diptera, Chironomidae. The record is from the annotation of a GenBank genome assembly.